GUAUAAAUUGCUUCUUGGAGCCACAAGGGAAUCAGACGCUACUACUUGCCAACCAAACCUAGAGAAACAUGGCAAUGGGGGUCAUGAUCUUGCAGGGGUCACUUGUAGCCGUCCUGAUGAUCGCCAUGGCGAGGGCUCAGGACGAGGCCACACUGCUUGCUUUCAAAGAACAGGUCAGUGACAGUGGCUCGCUGGUCUCUUGGAACAGCAGUGCCGACUUCUGCAGCUGGGAAGGAGUGACAUGCAGUCAUCGAAGGCCCGCGCGGGUGGUGGCGCUGAUCUUGCACAGCAGGGCCCUCGCUGGAGCACUCUCCACAGCCCUUGGGAACCUCACGUUCCUGAGGACACUCAACCUGAGCUUCAACUGGCUCCGUGGGGAGAUUCCAGCGAGCCUCGGCCGGCUCCAACACUUGCAGACGCUCGACCUGGGUUACAACUCCUUCUCUGGUAUGCUUCCUCUGAACCUGAGCUCUUGCGUCGGAAUGACCAUCAUGGCACUAGACAGCAACAAUCUUGAUGGGGGCAUUCCGGCUGAGCUUGGCGAAAGGCUCACGUCACUGAAAGAGAUCUCGCUGAGUAACAACAGCCUCACAGGGCCCAUCCCUGCAUCCCUGACCAAUUUGUCCCAUCUGCAAAACCUUGAUCUUUCCAAUAACCAGCUCAUGGGCUCAAUCCCACAAGGGAUCGGCAGCAUCCAGAGCAUGAAGCGGAUCAUACUUUACAUGAAUGACCUAUCUGGUAUGCUUCCACCUUCUCUCUACAACUUGUCGUCGCUGGAAAAGCUUCAAUUGCGGGGAAAUAUGUUGUUUGGAACAAUUCCUGCUGAUAUCAGCAACAAGUUUCCAAAGAUGCAAAUUCUUAACUUGAAUGCUAACUACUUCACGGGAGCUGUCCCAUCCUCAGUAUCCAAUCUAUCUUAUAUAAGAGAACUUCUACUCGGGACCAAUGAAUUUAGUGGGUAUGUGCCUCCCACUUUGGGGAUGCUUGGAACCCUUCAAAUUCUGGACUUGGCAUACAAUAGGCUUGAAGUGAAUGACAACAAAGGGUGGGAAUUCAUUACUUCUUUGGCAAACUGCAGCCAGCUGAGGUACUUGGUACUUGGUGGCUCCUCUUUUGGAGGACAACUACCGGGUUCAAUUGUGAACCUCUCAACAACUCUCCAGAAGUUAUACAUAAUAGAUAGUAGGGUCUCUGGGGGAAUUCCUGCAGACAUUGGCAAUUUGGUUGGUCUCAACAUGCUUGCCAUAGCAAAUACUUCCAUAUCCGGAGUGAUUCCAGAGAGUAUUGGUAAACUAGAAAACUUGAUUGAGCUAGCCUUGUAUAACAGUAGCUUGUCUGGCCACAUACCGUCAUCACUAGGGAACCUUUCACAGUUAAACAAGCUUCUAGCAUUCUGUGACAACUUGGAAGGACCCAUUCCGGCAAGCUUGGGGGAGUUGAAAAAACUCUAUGUACUUGAUUUGUCAACAAAUUACAGACUUAAUGGUUCAAUACCUAGUGAGAUUUUGAGAUUACCUGGACUUUCUUGGUACUUGGACUUGUCAUACAAUUCCUUAACUGGACCCCUUUCUCAUGAAGUUGGUAGCUUGGCAAACCUUAACCAACUGAUUCUAUCAGGAAACCAGUUGUCUGGCAAGAUACCCGACAGUAUUCAGAACUGCGUUGUGUUGGAAUGGCUUUUGUUAGACAAUAACUCCUUUGACGGAAGCAUACCUCAGUCACUGAAGAAUAUAAAGGGGCUCGGUAAACUUAACCUGACCAUGAAUAAGUUCUCUGGCAAUAUUCCUGAUGCCCUUGGAAGUAUUGGAAACCUUCAGGAAUUAUACCUAGCACACAACAACUUGUCAGGAUCAAUCCCAUUAGUUCUACAGAAUUUGACAUCGUUAUCCAAACUGGAUGUAUCCUUCAAUGGUUUGCAAGGCGGGGUGCCAGAUGGAGGCGUUUUCAGAAACAUCACUUACAUAGCAGUUGCUGGCAAUAUUAAUCUGUGCGGUGGUGUACCUCAACUUCACUUGGCUCCAUGCCUCACAGGCCCCUUAAGCAAGGACAAAAAAAGGAUGCGAAAGUCUCUUGUAGUUUCUCUAGCAGCAAUUGGAGCAAUCUUCUUGUCACUUUCAGUUAUUCUUCUUGUUUGGAUAUUUCACAAGAAGCUCAAACAAGGCCAUAAGACGAUAGUGCAAUAUUCAAUCGGUGAGGACCAUUACGAGAGAAUCUCCUAUCAUGCACUAUUGCGAGGAACUAACGGUUUUUCAGAUGAUAAUUUCCUUGGCAAAGGAAGUUAUGGUACAGUUUAUAAAUGUGUCUUGGACAAUGAGGGAAGAACCCUGGCUGUCAAGGUGUUUGACCUUGGUCAAUCCAGGUAUUCCAAGAGCUUUGAGGCUGAAUGCGAGGCCGUGAGAAGGAUACGUCACCAUUAUCUCCUAAAGAUCAUUACUUCUUGUUCAAGCAUCAACCACCAAGGUCAAGAGUUCAAGGCAUUAGUUUUUGAGUUCAUGCCCAAUGGCAAUUUGGAUGGUUGGCUUCACCCAAAAUCUCAAGAGCCAAGUGCAAAUAACACAGUCAGCUUUGUCCAGAGGCUUGAGAUUGCUGUCAAUAUUGUGGACGCAGUAGAAUAUCUCCACAACUACUGUCAACCAUUGGUAAUCCAUUGUGAUCUGAAGCCAAGCAACAUUCUUCUUGCUGACGACAUGAGCGCCCGAGUUGGAGACUUUGGCAUAUCAAGGAUCAUUCAAGAAAAUACAAGUGAGAUGAUGCAAAACUCGUAUAGCUCAAUGGGAAUUAGAGGUUCCAUAGGCUAUGUUGCUCCAGAGUAUGGAGAAGGCUCUGCGGUCUCACCUCCUGGUGAUAUUUACAGUCUUGGCAUAUUGCUGCUUGAGAUGUUCACCGGAAGAAGCCCAACUGAGGACACAUUUAGAGAUUCAUUGGGUCUGCACAAGUUUUGCGAGGAUGCUCUUCAAGAUAGAACGUUGGAGAUAGCUGACCCAUCAAUAUGGCUGCACGGAGAACAAUGUGAUAACGUUACUACUAGAAUCCAUGAGUGUUUGGUUUCUGUCUUCAGGCUUGGCAUAUCCUGUUCAAAGCAACAGCCCCGAGACAGAACAUUGACAAGAGAUGCAGCGGCAGAGAUGCAUGCAAUCAGAGAUGCAUACAUUACCUUUGUUGCUAACUCAUAG
Molecule: messenger RNA, 3173 nt
Organism: Lolium perenne
Lineage: Eukaryota; Viridiplantae; Streptophyta; Magnoliopsida; Poales; Poaceae
Biological process (GO): protein phosphorylation
Molecular function (GO): protein binding; protein kinase activity; ATP binding
Source: RefSeq, a predicted model, not a curated record